AAUAUCGCUCAGCUUCGGAGUUAUCCCGUCUUCCAUUCUCUGCUUCAUCUCUACGGGGUAGUCUGCUGGACAAAAGAGGUUUAAGCGAAUAGGAGUUGUGGCUGGACGACAGUGAUUCGCACAGGAGAGAGAGAUCUCAGAGAAGAAGCAGCUACAGUAGCGUUGCCUGUUCCCAGAGGUUGAUUACGUCCAGGACUUAUAGCCCAGUGACUUGUGGCAUCAUCUCCAUCAUCAAAUCCUGCAUUCCCCUCACCUGCUAACUGACCGUUUGGCUUUCUUCGUCCCCCCCCAUCAUCACUCCUACUUCCACACUCGCUCCUUGUCUCGGUUCUGCUUCCACGUUCCCUUCCUCUUGUCCCCCUUUCUACAAACAUACAGCUUUAAGAGUAGAAAGCUGGUAUCUUCAACAUGUCGAGAGACUUUGCGUCCAGUUUGCCUGCGAUUGACCCUGAUUUCCUCCCAGAUUGGAUCUACGAAUCCGGUCCCGACCUGCCUCUUAGCGUGCAAGACAUUCGGAGACUCUACCCUUCUGCUUCAUCUUCGACAUCGACCCCUACGUCUACAUCAUUCCCUGACGAUGUCCAUUCUGUCUCUUUUCCUGAAUCUGUAUCUUCACAUUCAUUGCGAGCGCCUUCGCCGGGCUUACAAAGUAUCUGGGAUGACUCCGAUGACGACUCCGAUGCCGAUGAUGAGCGGGACGAUAACGAGGGGAUCGAUAUUGCGGUACAUGGCGAUCAUGAAUACGAUUCUCGGUUCGACUCCGAUAGUGACGGUGAUAGCUCGAGCACACUGAAUGACUUACCGAUGCAAACCAUACAAUCUAUCCCCUCUAUCCCUUCCCUCCCUUCAACUCGUGCUCAUUCUGCAUCUCCGUCAACGUCUCCCCUGCCUCGAACCAUUCGCUCAACAUCGACCUCACCUCAUCCGAGGUCGCUUCCUUCACCUCCCCAAACUACCCGUACUUCCCCUACACCCUCCGCCUCUAUUUGUAGAUCAACAUCAGCAUCAAUAUCGACACCUUCUAAACCCUCAACCCCUUCUCCUUCUCCUUCCCCGUCACCAUCACCAUCACCAUCUCAUCGACAUCCACCGCACCUCAUCUCGAUUUACACCUACUCACUGGCAAGUCCAAGCACCUCAUCCCUUUCUCCCUCCCUGACAUCCAACAUCACCUCCGCUCUUACCUCCGCUCUCGACUCGGUUGAUGAACAACUACUUUCGGCUCCCCUGGCUGUGUUUGCUAACAUGUGUUAUAAGGCUGCGAUUAGGAGGGAAAGUAAGGGGAUCGUUUCGAGGAGUUCUGGCGAGUUGGAUAGGGUUAGUGAAGUAGACGAGGAAGAUGAGGAUGAGGAUGAGGAUCUCUAUGAAAUUCCAUCUGCGCAUGCGAUUGGUGCGCGGGUUGAGCGGGUUGAGCGGAAUAGUAUUAGUAGGAGGGAGCAAGAAGGCGAAGAAGAUGCUAGUGAGGAGAGUGAGGAUGAGGAUGAACCUGAACUCGUAUCACCUGUGCAGGUCGCUGCUGGUUCUCCUCCCGUAUGGGUUGGCCUUAGCAAACAGGGACACCAACCACACGAAGCGAUUUCUGUACUGUCUCUGUCUCCGAUGGCGUAUGGUCCAGACGAGACUAAACAUCUUCGUUUCUCACCGGAUUCUGCUGCUGCUGCAGAAGUCAUCAGUCUCUUCCUUCAGACGCCUUACUCUGCUGGACACAAAGAUUCCAUAGGAGGGUUCCCUGUCCGUGAACAUCAGCAUCAACAUCAGCAUCAUAAUCAGCAUCAUCAUAGGAGGGAGUUAAGUGAACGAGGGCCGGGGAGUACCGUCAAGGGCUUGCUCAGGGGUUUGCAAAUGGGGUGGAGGGAGCGGAUACAGGGAUGAAUGUUUUGGGCGUGUUGCAUUGUAUACGCUUGACGUUCCUUCCUCCCGCACGUCUCUGAUCGAACCGCAAUAUGCAUCUUUGCUUCGUGGGUCGUGAGCAGCCUUUCAUUACCCAUCCAUUACCCCACACAUACUUCCCACCAGGCACGCAGCACUAUCCACCCUCCACAUCAUUGCUCUUGUAUCGCUGCGCUAAGGACUAAAGAUGCUCAUAGCCACUGUUGUUGUACUGUUGUACUCGAGAUGUCCGAUCUCUAUCUCUAUCUCUCCAUCUCUAAGCAUGUCUCGCUACUCAUGAUCUGUCUCCCUAUCUUUCUUUCCUAACCUCUCUCAUUCCUCUCUGACUCCUUUCUCCCUUCCUCUCGCGUCUUUCGUUCGACUUCAACCUACCUCCUGCCCUGACUGUUGUGUUGUACUCUUGCUUCGUCCAGACUCCACUUUGGAUUUGAUUGAUUCAGACUGAUUUUGCUUUGCUGCACUGAAAACUAGAUGUAUAAUUGUUUUAGUCGUAAACGUACAUUCGAUUUUUUUUUGGCGUUUGGCCCUCUGUGAGGAUCGCCGUCAUCCUUACCGUAUAUGAUUCUCUUGUUACUUGUUGGAUAUUAGACUAUCAUCUGUGUAAUGCAUGUUGAAUUUUGCUCC
Molecule: messenger RNA, 2514 nt
Organism: Somion occarium
Lineage: Eukaryota; Fungi; Basidiomycota; Agaricomycetes; Polyporales; Cerrenaceae
Source: the annotation of a GenBank genome assembly